Messenger RNA from Erythranthe guttata (spotted monkey flower), 6728 nucleotides. RefSeq names its product methyl-CpG-binding domain-containing protein 9. The record is from RefSeq and is a predicted model, not a curated record. Gene Ontology annotation, molecular function: protein binding. Gene Ontology annotation, cellular component: nucleus. Lineage: Eukaryota; Viridiplantae; Streptophyta; Magnoliopsida; Lamiales; Phrymaceae.
CCCCGCCGGCUCGCCCCUUCGUCUUCUCUCUCUCUAUAUAUCCAAAAUUCUCCUAACAACAACUCAGAAUUGAUUCCUUGUUUCGUCCCCAUUCUCUCUCUCUCUCUCUCUAGAGCUUUCUCUCUCACCGCUCCCGUUUUUUCCGUGCUUUACUGCUCUGGGAUUUUAAUUUCUACCUAACCAAUUUCGUCACCACUCUCACUCGGUGUUCCUUUCUCCAUUUCUCCCAUCGAAACCCCCCUUUUUGCAGACUCCAAUUCUUCUUCCCUCCCACCGAAUUCUGCUUUAUUCAUCGAUUUUAUCUUUGCCCCAAUUUUUUUGUUACGCUACUCGGUGGUAGCUGUGAGUUUUGUGAUUUUUUUUUGUUGAAUUAAUAAUUUAUCCCUGAUAAAUGGAUGCUCAAAACAUCAACAGAAAUGAGAGCGCCAAAAUGGCGUUUCAGAUCGACCUCAACGAGACGCCGAUGCCGUCGCCGCGUGAAGCAUUUGACGAUGCUGUUUUAGGGAGUGCUAGCAUUUCCGUUUGUUCUGUGUGCAGGAAGGGGGUACCAGUGGGGCGGCUUCCUGCCAGAGCGACGGAGGAGCAGCGGCAGCAGUUUAAAUGCUUCCGGUGCUUGCUGAAAAAAGACGCCGGAGUCAGCACCAGCGGCGGCGGAGUUGAUAUGGGGCGUUUUGACAUCAACGCCUCACCUCCUCUCGAGACGGAGGAGGUUGAUGAUGUUGCUGUCCCGGCUGGCCGGGACGGAAAUGGUGGUGGCCAAUUGCAGGGCACAAUGAGUUCUUUCUUCCACCACAUCACAAGAAGGCAACUGAAUCCUGUGCUGGAGGAUAUUAGGCAUAAUCUUCCAAAGACAUCACCUAUUGCGACAAAAUCUGCUACUCCAUCAGAGUUUACAGCUGAGAGUCCAAACAUGCUGUAUCUACAAACUCUUAGAGAAUAUAUUUCUCAAAGAGCAGGCUCUUUAGGAGAAGGUUGGCAUGUGGAAUUUGAAUUCUGCAAUAAAAGAUACAAAACCUCUGCUGUCUAUAUAGCACCUGAUGGAAGUAGGUUCAAGUCGAUGGAGGAUGUCGCUAGCCGCUUAGGGUUGCCAUCACAGUUUUGCGGUUUGGAGACCGAUAAUAGAAGCAACGAAUAUGCCUAUAUCCCGAGCAUAUUCAGAACUCAUCCAGCAAAUAAAGACUCAGUUUUUCUGGCAGCUCAAAAUUGCAGCCAAAGAAACAAGAUUCUGAGGGACUGCAACAGCCAUGGUUUCUUUUCCAGCUCAGGGAUAGCUGGUUCUGAAACUAAUUAUAACAAGAGUAUGAAGGUACCUGGGUUCCCGGGAAAUAGCAGCCAGCAAGAUGGUUUCCCUGAUGGCUUCCCAGUUCAAUUUCAGGACUUCUGCCUUAUAUCAGCUGGCAGUGUUGAUCAACGGCCUUCAUACCAUAACGCCGACCAAAUAUGGCCUGUUGGUUACAGAUGUAGCUGGCAUGAUAGGAUUACUGGAUCUCUUUUUGUAUGUGAUGUUGCAGAUGAUGGGGAUUGCGGCCCCAUUUUCAAGAUUCACAGGUAUCCAUGCACCAUGCAGUCGAUACCAGUUGGCUCAACUAUCCUCUCAAAGAAAAGACCAGUUUCCUGCAAAGGGGAUGACAUGGCGAGGAAAGAUUAUUUGGCCACAUCCCAGGUGGUUGAUGAUGAUAGUAUAUCUUCAAUAACCCUGCUGAAUGAAGAUAACCCCCCCUGCCUAGACAAUUGUGUCUCUGUUUCAAAGAGAGAAGAUGAGGUUUAUAACUCCCAAGAAGACAAUUCUUCAAAUUUAUUUCUUCCUCAGGGAACAGGAAAUUCCAUACGUGAUGUUGUAAGACUAAAUGAUACCACUGGGGAAUUUCAAGUUGAGGGCAGGUCAACAUCGUUUGUGUGGGAGAUGGUUUCUAAGGCGUUGUUAUACGGUUGCCAUGAGAUAUAUAAACAGAAGGGUGUAGUUAAGUUUUUCUGCUGCCAUGAUGCAUAUGGAAUGAAUGAAAACCCGGACAGUACCGAUUCUCUAUCGAGAUACUGUUGUUCUGAUGUCUCGAUGAGCAUCCCUCGUUUGGUUCAGAAUGAGAACGAGUUUAACAUGGCUUGUGAAAAGCUGUUGGUUUGGUUAAACCAGGACAGGUUUGGAUUAGAUGCAGAUUUUGUUCAGGAGAUUAUAGAACAACUUCCUGGAGUUACUGGUUGUCCAGAAUAUAAAAAACUGAACGACAGAAAAAAUAAUUCAGGAGUACAAACAGUCGGAAGUGGGUUUUUGCAGGCUGAACGGAAUGGAAACACUGCUUCUGAAACUUCUAAGAGAUCUCUCUUAAAAUUGAGUAACACAGAAGGCGUCUUAAAGCGAGGUCCAUGUCCCCCGGGGAAGACACUUAACUCGAAGCUUCCGUUGUAUUUGAUGGGUGAUGCUCUGCAGGUUUGGGAGCUUGUGUGGCGUUUCACAGAGGUUCUGGGGCUUGGAAAACCCUUUUCCUUUCAGGAAUUCGAAUCAGAACUUGUAAGUCCUUGGUCAGAAAGCUACACGUUGGAUUCAAGACAUGGAAAUUUGGACAUUGGAGAAGCUGCUCUCUCUAGUGGUGCGAAGGUUUCUGAACCAGGAGGAGAUUGUCUUGGUAGGUCUAAGGGUCUUCUCUUGGGAAAGAUGCUUGGCUCGCUGCUGGAACUGCUCGUUGGUGAACUUUUAUCAAAAGCAUCUGCAUAUGUAUGCCCUAAUCUUGAUACAGGAGAAAUAAAAUCAAGACGAGGCAGGAAGAAAGAUUUGGAUAGUUUGGCUGCUUUGAAGAAAGCAAAACUCGAUAUGCUGCCUGUCAAUGGACUUACUUGGCAUGAAAUUUCUCGGAGAUACAUUUUGGCUGUGAUGUGCAUGGAGGGAAAUCUUGAUUCUGCAGAGAUUGCCAGCCGAGAGAGCGGGAAAGUUUUCCAUUGCCUGCGAGGUGACGGCGGAAUACUUUGUGGGGCUCUUACGGGCAUAGCUGCACUGGAGGGCGAUGCAGUGGUUCUUGCAGAUGCUACGAAGGAAAUAUUUGGUUCAUUGAAGAGUAAAAAUGAGAUUACAGUAUCUGAGAGAGAAUCUGAUACCACUGGUGCUCAGACAGUUGAGGUGAAUGACUCUGUCAUACCUGAGUGGGCUCAAGUGCUUGAACCUGUAAGAAAGCUGCCCACAAAUGUUGGAGCCCGGAUCCGAAGGUGCAUUAACGAAGCUUUGGAGAAAAAUCCUCCCGAAUGGGCCAAGCAGAUGCUGGAACACUCUAUUAGCAAGGAAGUUUACAAGGGUAACGCAUCAGGACCAACUAAGAGAGCAGUUAUCCAAGUCCUUGCAAAUGUGAGCAGUGAAAAUCCACAGCAGAAGGUUGAGAAGAAAGAGAAGAUAAAGGUUAAGACCAAUCUCGCUGAUCUCAUCACCAAACAAUGUCGUAUUGUGCUCCACCGUACUGCUUCUUCAGACGAAGAUAGAGUCUUCUGCAAUCUUUUGGCAAGGAUAGUUUUGAACCCCAAUGAUAAUGACGACGAAGGGGUUCUUGGGUAUCCUGCAAUGGUGUCUCGACCUUUAGACUUCAGGACUAUUGAUCUCAGAUUGGCUGCUGGAGCUUAUGGUGGUUCACAUGAAACAUUUUUUGAUGAUGUUCAGGAGGUUUGGCGCAACAUACGCAUUGCAUAUGGUGAUCGACCUGAUUUGAUUGACGUGGUUGAGAACUUGUCCAAAAAGUUUGAAGAGCUUUACGAGAAAGAGGUCAUGACCUUUGUCCAUAAAAUUGCUGAGAAUGUCAAUGCUAGUGAUUCGAGUGCUGAUGCUAUAAAAGAGAGAGAUGAUUUGCUUGUUCAGGCGUGUAAUAGCUCACUUCCUAGAGCUCCUUGGGAUGAAGGCAUAUGUAAAGUGUGUGGAAUGGACAAAGACGAUGACAAUGUUCUCUUAUGCGAUAAAUGUGAUUCUGAGUAUCAUAGAUAUUGUCUAAGUCCUCCACUUCUGAAAAUUCCAGAAGGAAACUGGUAUUGCCCUUCAUGUGUUACUGGUCAGGCUAUAUCUUACAGCACAUCCUAUGGGUCAGUUGCAACUCAAUGCAGGAAAAGAAAACAUCAGGGGGAAUUCACGUCCAAGUUUUUGGAAGAACUGGCUCGAUUGGCAAAACUGAUGGAGAUAAAAGAAUAUUGGGAAUUCACAAUUGAGGAGAGAAUAUUCUUCAUGAAGUUCUUGUUUGACGAGGCUUUAAAUUCUGCUACUAUUCGAGAGCAUAUGGAUCAAAGUUCCUCCCGUGCUGCUGAUUUGCAGCAAAAACUACGCUCUCUCACUUACGAAUUGAAGGUCCUGAAGGCAAAGGAAGACAUGCUUGGGUUGAGCACAGAGAAAGUCAAUUCUGGUGGACGGGGAGAUAUGAAAUCAGAUGCAUCAUCUUCUCUGCUUCUCACUGAAAAUAGCUCAAGAAUACCAUCUGAAAAGGGCAGCCAUCUUUCGUCUCUCUCAGCCUUCACACGACUGGAAGAAAGACCUUCCUUAAACGAACAGCCUAAUCAGCCUCCGCUAUUAUCUACCAUUCCUGCACCUGUAAGUUCAGCUCAAGAAUCUCGUGGCAAUCCUGAUAAGCUUUCGUCACAAGACAACAGCCUCAAGGCGGCCACAGUUAAGAGUGAUAUUUCCAGUAUGCGGGACUCGAUUGCUUCCAUAGAAUUGGAACUGCUGAAGGUAUCCCUUCGAAAGGAUUUCUUGGGGCGAGAUUCUAACGGCAGAGUUUACUGGGGUUUUUACUGUCCUGGUGCUCGCCCAUGGAUUAUGGCUUGUGGAGAUUUGGCAUUCAAGGAGAGGUGUCCUGAAGAAUUCAUUGGUGUUCCUGAUUCUCACAAAUGGAUGUACUAUGAAUCAGAUGAUGAGAUUGAGAAACUAGUUGGAUGGCUGAGAGAGAAUAAUCCAAGGGAGAAAGAAUUAAAGGAGUCUAUUUUGCAAUUGCAAAAUAACAAACUGAAAGACUCGCAGUAUACUGAAAAUCACAUCCUAAGCAAAGCAGAGGAAAACCGUAGCGAAAGAAAAGCCUCGUCAGCUAAUAUUUUGUCUACAAAGGCAAUGGCCAGUUUGGAAAAUAAAUUUGGUCCUCUGUUGGGGACCAGGGCUACUGAUGCUCGUCAGAAUCUAGCUUCUGGACUAAGUCCAGAUUGUCGAAUGUAUAGAUGUGAGUGCCUAGAGCUGUUGUGGCCUUCUAAUAACCAUUGUGCUUCUUGUCAUCAGAGUUUUCCAACCACUGAGGAACUAGGACAGCAUUUGAAAGAAAAUUGCAAACCAGCGGCACCUGUUCCUAAGAGAAGCCAGACAACUGAAGAUGUCUCUAAGCGCAAGAAGUUGAAAAUUGUAUCUUCACAGGAGAAACGCCCUGGUGAUAUGGGCAUUCUUCAGACAUCAACGAGUAAGAAGCAAAAUGACGGGUCUUCUUUCGCUGACAGAUAUUAUGCUGACUGUCCGUUUAAUUUUGAGGAGAUUAUGACCAGGUUCGUUGUUCCUGGCUCGAUCAAGGAUGCGGUGAACAGCAUAGGACUUAUUGGUAAUGGUGGCAUUCCAUCUUUUUCGUCAAGCGGGUCCCUUUAUCUUAGUGGAAUGCCUACAGAUUUGAGUAGUAAACAGCAUCACUCGAGUAAUGAAGGCAGUGCUGCCAUGAACACAAAGGACAAUAAAGAAUCGAGUAGAUUGUCAAGCUGUGCUGAAACCUUCUUAGGUGAGAAGGGAUCUGGUGUUGGGAGAUUGAAAUCCAUUUCGAUGAGCGGAAGGGAACAUGUUUCCUCCAUGAAGAACAAGAAUUCACUGCUCGGGUUAUCGAAAAGUAGUCUGAUUCGUGAAUCUUCACAAAGACCAUUAGUCGGUAGAGCUUCUGAAAUUCUGAGGUUUCUUAAGAUUAACUUACUUGAUAUGGAUGCUGCUCUGCCACAAGAUGCUUUAAGAACGUCUAGGUCUAAUGAAGGCAGAAGAUAUGCAUGGCGUGCAUUUGUUAAAUCAGCGAAAUCAAUUUAUGAGAUGGUUCAAGCAAUGAUCAUACUUGAGGACACCAUAAGAAGCGAGUACUUGCGAAAUGAUUGGUGGUAUUGGUCAUCACCUUCAACAGCAGCUAAAACCACCACUCUCUCGUCCCUUGCUUUGCGCAUAUACUCUCUAGACGCAGCCAUUUCUUACGAAAAACCUCUUCAGAAUGGUUCAAUCGAGAUGCCCGAACCAAGUUGUGCAUUAGAAGACGAAGCCCCUCUCAGUAAACUUCUCAAGAAUCUUCCAAGUCCUAGCAGCCCGUCAUUGCAGAAAACCCCUGAGCCAGAUUCAGCCGAGAAUCCAAGAACCAGGAGUAGAACUAGCAAGCGGAGGAAAGAUCUCAACAGUUGAUGUUCUUCGUAUUUUUGCCAGUGAUAUAUAACAGAGGGAAAAAUUUCCUGCCCCCUUGUAUAAUUAAUAUAGAGCUUCAUGUAUCCAUAGAUAGAAUAGCUGGUUUAAAACCACAGCUGAUUUUUUUCUUCCAUAAACUGCGGGUAUACAGGCACUGUCAAGUCAAUAGAUGUAUGUACACAUAUAGGAACCUGCUUUACCAGUUUGUAGUGUGUACCAUAGUUGUACAUUAGUAUCAAGUCAGCUUAUUCCAGCAGUGAAACUGCUUCUAUAAUUUUAACAGCCAUGUGUACUAAUGUAUGUGUAAUAUAUUCAAGGGGAUGUAAGAAAAUGUCAGAUUAUAAUUUCAUUUGUGAGAUUGCAAGUCAAA